Puccinia triticina is the source of this 420-nucleotide messenger RNA. RefSeq lists its product as uncharacterized. Lineage: Eukaryota; Fungi; Basidiomycota; Pucciniomycetes; Pucciniales; Pucciniaceae. The transcript is spliced from 2 exons. The coding region runs from base 1 to 420 and encodes 139 amino acids. The record is from RefSeq and is a predicted model, not a curated record.
AUGCCACCCAAACGACGUUGCCAGAUCCCUUUGGUCAUCCCACCUGCAAUAUCAGACCCCCACCCGACUUUACAUCAUGCAGUCUCCCCUCAACGAACGCGCUCGGGAAAAUCGUUUCAAGCACCUGUACAAUCUUCCACAACCUCGCGACACAGGCGUCCCAGACAUUUGACCCCAGGAUCUCCACCCCACUCACUUCCUCGAACUGCCCGGAAACAAAAGUCCCGGACAGUUGUUGAAGACAGCGAUAGUGACGAAUCAACCGAUGAUGAAACGUAUCGGCCUCCGACUACCCGGCCGCGUUGCGGAAACGCCCCGAACAAGCUCACCGUGGUUGGAAGCCAACCCAAUCAGCAGAUGCCCGGCGAGCUGAAUGAAUGUAUUUUCACCGGCAUCGAAGGAACCCGACAGCCGCCUUGA